Molecule: messenger RNA, 2278 nt
Organism: Loxodonta africana (African savanna elephant)
Lineage: Eukaryota; Metazoa; Chordata; Mammalia; Proboscidea; Elephantidae
Product: olfactory receptor 4C15-like
Exons: 1
Coding region: 786-1709 (307 amino acids)
Biological process (GO): G protein-coupled receptor signaling pathway
Cellular component (GO): plasma membrane
Molecular function (GO): olfactory receptor activity; G protein-coupled receptor activity
Source: RefSeq, a predicted model, not a curated record
UUUUUUACUUGCAUUAUUUCACUCAGUCAUCAGCAGAACACUUUGAAGUAGGUAUUAUUAUUUUUUGCAGCUUCUGUUUACGUUUAAAAAUGAAGACUAAAACAAAAACAAAGACGAACCAAAACUUAAUGAAUACUUAUUUUUGUUAAGCAUACAGUUAGGCAAUGUUCCAUUGGCCUUUAUUUUUGAUAAGAAAUGAAUUAAGUCAUCUUAAAGGCCCAGUUCAGCUCAAAUUUUUAAAGAAAUAUUUGGGGAAGUAGGCAUGAUUUCCAAUUGCCUCUUGAAAUGCAUGUUAGCUGUUCUUUUAUUUGUAGGUAAGGCAGUCUCCUGGAGAGAGAUGGAUUUCCCAUGCAGGUCAUCCUGGUUCCCAUGCCAUGUCAAUGGGAGGCAUAACUAAUACAUUACAGUCCUCCUUUCCUCAGAGCUUGGAUGUGCUUCAGAAUCCUCCUCAACAUUUCACUCUUGGUAGCUACUACUAACAAGUCAAAGCUGGCAUCCACUUUAAAAACUAUUUGUCAUCCCUAACACAUGUGAAUGGUUCCCUUCCCCCUAUUGAAACUCUGACUGUUUUAAAGAGUUUAACCUCAGUUCUGACUGAUGGCUCAAGAAAUUUCUAAUUUUAUGUUCUUAACAACAGCAGAAGCAUUUAAAAUAAUUUUGAUUACGGAUGCACCAAUACUUUGAUGACUACGCUAAUAUCAUAAACUGGUUUGAGACAAAUAUGUUUCUCAUAAUUUCAGAUUCUACAUGGUCACUGUGUUAGCUUCCACCUUUUCCUCUGAAAUAUGCAAAACCAAAGCUUUGUAACUGAGUUUGUUCUCUUGGGUCUUUCAUGGAAUCCAAGUGUUCAGAAAAUAAUAUUUAUUGUAUUUUUGUUCUGCUACAUUGCAACUCUUGGGAGCAAUUUGCUAGUUGUGGUGACAAUUGUCAGCAGCCCAGCACUCCUGGGAUCCCCGAUGUACUUCUUUCUGGCCUUCCUGUCCUUCCUGGAUGCCUGCUAUUCCUCUGCAUUUGCGCCAAAGAUGAUUGUGGACUCCCUCUAUGAGAAGAAAACCAUCUCCUUCAAGGGCUGUAUGACCCAGGUCUUUGCUGAUCACUUCUUUGCUGGAGUGGAGGUGACUGUCCUGACCGCCAUGGCCUAUGACCGCUAUGUGGCCAUUUGCAAGCCAUUGCACUACCCCUCUAUCAUGAACUGGAAGCUCUGUGGCAUUCUGAUGGGGGUAGCCUGGACAGGGGGCUUCUUGCAUUCUGUGAUACAAAUUCUCCUUAUUUUCCAGCUGUCCUUCUGUGGCCCCAAUGUUAUCGAUCACUUCCUAUGUGAUUUGAACCCAUUAUUGAAGCUUGCCUGUACUGACACUUGCAUCAGCAGCUUUUUGGUCGUUGCCAACAGUGGGUUUAUCUGCAUCAUAAUCUUCUCCUUGUUGCUUAUCUCCUAUUUUGUCAUCUUGCUCUCACUACGAACUCAUAGCUCUGAAGGACGGCUGAAAGCUCUCUCCACCUGUGGAUCUCACACUGCUAUCGUGGUUUUGUUUUUUGUCCCAUGCAUAAUUAUCUAUGCCCGACAUCCAUCUGCUUUCUCCUUUGACAAGAUGGUGACCAUAGUUUAUGCCUUCGUAACUCCCUUGCUCAAUCCUUUGAUUUACACUUUCAGGAAUAAGGAAGUGAAAAAUGCUAUGAGGAAAUUAUGGACCAGAUUGCUGGGUUUCUGAUGAAAAAUAAAACAUUAAACUUAAAAAUUUAAAUUUCAAGGGGAAAGAAUUCAAAACGGGCUUAACAAAAUGCUUUAUAGGGGUGGGAACUUGUAAGGCAGAAAGUAAUGUAAUGCCACAGAAAAAUAUUGAUGGGUAGGUCAGGAAAUGCUAUUACCACCCUCAGAUCACUCAUAUCUUGGAGUUGGCAGCUAAGUAUCCUUAUAGGUAAUUAAUGGAAAGUUGAAUUUUAUGUUUGUUUCGAAUAUAGUAAAGAAAAGAAAUCACUAAAAAAGAGGAAUCAGAUUAUAUUCUAAACUUCUUGCCAUGUACACCAUACUUUGAAAAGCCCUUAAGGAUAGUAGAAAAAAAAUCUUAGAUAUCAGGAAUAGGAACUUCAUGAAACUAUUUUAACUGAAGAAAAAGUUCACUUUUAGGGUCCUGAUCCCAGUUAAGCAGCUCUGGUGGCACACAAGGUAAGCCCUCAGGUGCUGACAUAAAGUGUGGUGGUUCAAAAUCACCACCUACUCUAUGUCAGAAAGAUGUGGCUUCUGCUUUCCUUAUAAAUAUCACAAAUCUGGAAACCUUCU